UCGGACCGGGCGUGCUGGCUCCCGCUGUGACAGCCCAGCGGGCGAACGCCGGGGCAGGGCGAGGCGAGCAGGGGACCCGGGGUCCCUGAAUUCAGUCAUUUUGCUCAUCUUCGGAGGAAUUGUGCUAAAGAUCACUGUCAAGCUUGCUCAUCUCUCCCUUUUUGGAAGUAUGGCUUAUCACUUGAUGGGAUCCUGUGUUCUGGUUUUGUCUUCUACCAGCCCUCACAAUUCCAGAUAGUGAUUCUGAAACAGCGGUCAAGUUCCUUCAGCAACCAGGUAAGAAUUCGUCUAAUCCUGAAGACUCCAGUGAACUGAUUUGAAAUAGGUACUUGCAUACCAUCUUCUAAUGGGUCUUAGAUAGUGAUUUCCUAUUUAUAUAACAUUACCAGAUUACUUUAUUAUUUUCUAGCAUAAAGAAUGGCCUGAAAACACAAAAGUAGCUGGAUUGGUAACUCAAUAGAAAAGUUUCUGCAGUAAAUAAAAUUGUGCGUCAUCUGAUUAGGGGAGCACAAGUCACUCGACUUGUCUUUCUCUUACUUGUGGUGUUCCUCUAAAUGUGUGCCUGAUAGCUCCUUUCCACCUACUUCUGGAGUGGAAUGAAAAGGAGAGAGAGGCUGCCUUGCUAUGGUCUAUAAAAUAGUGGUUUGGGUAAUAGUAGAACAGAUGGUAGUGGGGGGAAUCAAAUUGUGGCUUCUGGUCUCUAAUACAUUCUCCCCAACUGUCCUCCAAAACUCUGUUUUAGAAAUAAGAUUCAGAGAGAGAUUGAGAGCUGGCAGGUGGUAGGCAGUAGAGAUUUAAGAGGUUUUAGUUGCUUAUUAGGUUGCUUCCUGCACCUCCUCUGUAUAGUUUAAUCUGGCUCACAAAAGUAGUAGAAUGCAUUUAUUCUUUACGACAUUUACUCGUGAUGCCAAGACAGUGAGUUUUGGUCAUGGUGUAGACCAGUUAUUAUUUUCUUCCAUGUCCAUAAACUGCUCCUAACUCGUAACAAGUCGCUGUGCCUAAAAUUGGCCAAACCUCAAAGAGACCUAUGAAUGAAUCAAGUAAGAAUGAAUCAGUUAUAUCUGUCAAUAUGUAAGUCACAAAUUUAAAAACCACAUAAGCAUAUGUUCUGUUAAUAGCAGACUAAUGAAACUACUUUUAUAGAGGAAUGACAAGUAAUAAAAGUUAUGUCUGCUUAUUUAAUUAUUACAACUUUAGUGGUAUUAUGUGCUUCCAAAAACUGGAACGGAAUGAUUUACAGAGCCUAAUAACAAAUAAAUGGAAUCAGGGACUACCUUAAAUUUUUUGUAGUAUUGCUCCAUACGUGUUCAUUAAAAUGUGAAUUUUCAGAGCCAUUUGACUAUUUGAUCUACUACUGCCUUCUAUUUUAGUAGAGCUUCAAGUGUAAUUCCUGGCAACUGUUGUAAUAGUUCCACUAAGUAGGCUAGCUUUUUGUUUGUUUGUUUGUUUUUUAAUGAACAGGUUUCCUUCUGUGUAGGAAAAAAUUAGUUUGGUAAUCAAUAAUUUCCCAUCAAAAACUUGCAACAUAUACAAUGAUAUAUAAAUAUCCUAAGCAUCAAAAUUAUUGGAUUUUUAUUUAUACAUUCUGAUGAAUAUGUUUUUAUGGUAUUUUACCAGCCUAGGAAGUGAAAUCAAAUGGAUGUUGGUGAGUACCCCAUGGCAGCAGUUACUUCAUUUCAUUCAUUCAGAGUGAACUGUAACCUGCAAGCCUUCUUUAGAAUGAAGAGGAACAAUUUAUCUAUUGUGAAUAAAAUUGUACAGUCUCCACCAGCAAUGAAACAGCCCAAGCUCGGAUUGUAUUCUCCUCUCAACCAGACUCUGGCGUACACUGUUCUUCUAGACUGGGGGAGUUUGCCUCCUCAUGUGGUAUUACGCAUUUUUCAGUAUCUUCCUUUAAUAGAUCGGGCCCGGGCGUCUUCUGUAUGUAGGAGAUGGAAUGAAGUUUUUCAUAUCCCUGACCUUUGGAGAAGGUUUGAAUUUGAACUGAACCAGCCAGCUACUUCAUAUUUUAAGUCUACUCAUCCUGAUCUCAUUCAGCAGAUUAUUAAAAGGCAUGCUACCCAUCUCCAGUAUGUUAGCUUUAAGGUUGACAGUAGUACUGAAUCAGCAGAAGCUGCCUGUGAUAUACUUUCUCAGCUGGUAAAUUGUUCUAUCCAGACCUUGGGCUUGAUUUCAACAGCCAAGCCAAGCUUUAUGAGUAUGUCAAAGUCUCAUUUUGUGUCAGCACUUACAGUUGUUUUUGUCAACUCAAAAUCAUUGUCAUCAAUCAAAAUCGAAGACACACCAGUGGAUGAUCCCUCACUGAAGAUUCUCGUGGCCAAUAAUAGUGAUACUCUAAGACUCCUAAAAAUGAGUAGCUGUCCUCAUGUUUCAUCUGAUGGAAUCCUCUGUAUAGCUGAUCAUUGUCAAGGCCUUAGAGAACUGGCAUUGAAUUAUUACAUGCUAAGUGAUGACCUUCUCCUGGCACUUUCAAGUGAGACUCAUGUUAACCUUGAACAUCUUCGAAUUGAUGUUGUGAGUGAAAAUCCUGGACAAAUUGAAUUUUGUCCUAUUAAAAAACAAAGUUGGGAUGCACUUACUAAACACUCCCCUGGAGUUAAUAUUGUUAUGUACUUCUUUUUGUAUGAAGAGGAAUUCGAGACAUUCUUCAAAGAAGAAACCCCUGUUACUCACCUUUAUUUUGCUCGUUCAGUAAGCAAAGCAAUUCUAGGACGGAUAGGCCUUAACUGUCCACGACUAAUUGAGUUAGUAGUAUGUGCCAAUGGUCUUCAGACUCUUGAUGAUGAACUUAUUUGCAUUGCUAAACACUGUAAAAACUUAACAGCUUUGGGCCUCAGUGAAUGUGAAGUUAACUGCAGUGCAUUCAUUGAGUUUGUAAGACUAUGUGGGAGAAGGCUCACCCAGCUAUCUAUAAUGGAGGAAGUUUUGAUCCCUGAUGACAAUUAUAGCCUAGAUGAAAUUCACAAUGAAGUCUCCAAAUACCUGGGGAGAAUGUGGUUCCCUGAUGUCAUGCCUGUCUGGUAAUUGACUACCAAAGAUUCUUAACUUUUUUUAAUCAAUAAGAUUAGCUUCUUUCAGCCUAUACAAAUGUAAAUUUUAAGAGGCAUUGCUGAAAUAUUUUAGGUAAAAUAUUUCAUCAUUUGCAAACUGUCUUAAUAGGUUGUAGCAGAAACAUUUGAAAAAAAUAUGAGAAAUUUGAGAAGCCAGAAAUUUUCGUAAAUAGGGCACAGAGACUGUGUUGUGGUUAGAUAGUUGAUAUGCUAAAAACCCUAAACAGUUUCUAGAUAAGCUCCUUAGCUUUCUUUGAAGAUAUACUUUACCUUGCUAAAUAAAUUUAUAAUAUUGAGGUUUGGAUCCCUUAAAUUAUGCCAUUUACAACUUUAUAUUGUUGUUUCUGUUUCAUCUUAGUAUUAAUAUAUUUUACAAAAUAUUUACUAUUAAAAACUAAGAGUAAUAUCAAAAUAUAGAUACAGGCUGACUUAAUUAUACUUCAUUUUUAGCACUAUGUAAGAUCAGAUUAUGAUUUAAUAAACAACUUUUAAUUUCCAGUA
Molecule: messenger RNA, 3551 nt
Organism: Miniopterus natalensis
Lineage: Eukaryota; Metazoa; Chordata; Mammalia; Chiroptera; Miniopteridae
Source: RefSeq, a predicted model, not a curated record